Talaromyces amestolkiae is the source of this 2421-nucleotide messenger RNA. RefSeq lists its product as uncharacterized. The coding region runs from base 1 to 2421 and encodes 806 amino acids. The record is from RefSeq and is a predicted model, not a curated record. Lineage: Eukaryota; Fungi; Ascomycota; Eurotiomycetes; Eurotiales; Trichocomaceae. The transcript is spliced from 2 exons.
AUGACAGGCCUCCCUUCCACACCACCCGACAUCUUCAAUGCUAGUUCCGUCUCGGAGAUCAAAGCGACCCUCCUUCACCUCCACGAUCAGGAAGCCGCCGUCACCGCCCGCCUCGAUGCUCUCGUAGCUUCGCAAAAGGAUUUCUCACGAGAGCUCGGACGACUAGACUUACUACGUGCACAUCUGGGCUCGCAAGUCAACACUGCUAGAAACAUCAGCCAUGGCAUGCUAUCUCCCGCUGCGGCAACUGCCGAACGCAUCUCCGGUGCAGUGCGACGACUGGACUUGGAACAAGCUCGAGUAAAAGCGACGUUGGAAGUAGUCGAGCAAGUCGCCGAACUCAAGGCAUGUGUACUAGGGGUCAAUGGUUCGAUGGAAGGUCCUCAAGACUGGGAAAUGGCCGCUAGCUAUCUGAAUCGCGCAUCUAGGAUUCCACCAGAGGUCAUUAAUGGUGCAUUCGCAGCACAGAUUGUUCCGACUGCUGAAGUGCCCGAUCCGCCAAGUGUUACUUUGCACAAUGCCGCCGAAUCUUUAUGUGGUUUAUUCUUGAGGGAAUUUGACAAGGCUGUCAAGGAGAAUAAUGGGGCGAAAAUUACUCGAUUUUUCAAGCUGUUUCCUCUCAUCGGUCGGUCUGAAGUAGGCUUGGAUGUUUACGGACGAUACGUCUGUCAGGGUGUUGCGUCGCGAGCUCGGUCAAAUCUGAGUGCUGGGCCGGGUGACUCGCAGAAGAAAGAUGGCUACUUUUAUGCGAGUGCACUUACCAAGCUUUUUGAACAUAUCGCUCAGAUUAUCGACGGACAUGGAGCGCUGGUGGAACGCCAUUACGGCUCUGGCAAGAUGACCCGCGUCAUAGAGAGGUUACAGGUUGAAGCUGAUGUGCAGGGUGGUAUCAUUAUUGAUACGUGGAGUGACGAGAGAAAUGUGGAUCGAAAAUUGACAGAUAUCAAAUCCUACGCAUUUACAUUCUUGGUGCAGAGCUUUUUACCGGCUCAGCGAGCGACAGGGACCCCGCGAACGGGCUCUCCUGCCAACAGAGAAGGACUACAGGAAGGUGACGACGAAAGCGUGGAUAUGAUAGAAAUUGAUGCAAUCCUCAACGAAUUAGGAGUGAUGCUCGGAAGAUGGUCGCUUUAUUGCCGAUUUGUCGGCGACAGUUGCAGGCCGGUCGAAGAGAAUGGCACAGAAGUGCCGUUAAUGCUUCCAGAAUUCUUGCUAGAGUCGACUCUUUCGAAAAAGAUAGCAAACCGAAUGAUCAGCCCUUUCAACACGAUGACUACGUUCUUCCUACGGCGUUCUGUCGAAAAAGCAUUCCAGUUGGACGAACACCCUUCUGGCUUGACACUGAACCUACAACGGCCACUCAGCUCAGAGCCGCCUCAUAUCACGUCGGCUGUUGACGACAUUAUGUAUAUUGUCAACAAGGUUCUGCGACAAUCCAUCGCAACAUCUCAAAAGCAGGUUGUGACAAAUGUGGUGCCGACGUUAUCGAGAGUGCUUGGAUCCGAUUUCAUCGGUAUGAUUCAGCGCAAAAUGCGCGAUGAAUGUUACCCGCGACCUCCAGUGCAGGGAGCCCAGCCUGCCGAGCAGACCGUGAUACAAUUUUUGGUGUUGAUCAACAACCUAGAUGUGGCUGUUGACUACAUUCGGAGGAUCGUACGAGACCAUGUCGAAAGCAAACAGGCCGAUGGAAAGCCGGAAGAAGGGAAGAAUGGUACCGAAGACGCGGGUAAUGGAUUAGUGGCCAUCUACCCUCUUGGAGACGACGCUUCAGUCGUCGCACAGGCUCUACAAUCUUUGUCAACAUCGUUCGAGUCAAAGGCAAACGACUUAGUAUCAGACGGUAUCCAAGUUGUCUUCAACAACGUGAUGAAGGCACGCCUACGACCAAUCUUGGCAGAGGCAUUCCGCGAUAUUGAGUAUCAGCCGCGAGACCACAACGACCCGACGACCAGCACAUAUCAGAACUACGAAGAUGAAGACGAGGAAGACGACGAGCUCCGUCGGGCAGAGAUGGUUCGGCCCCGAUUUGCAGCGGCAUGGAAGGAGUUGGUGUUGCCCAUCUCCCGGAUCCUCACGACAACGGCAUUUGAUCGUCUCCUGACAAUCACGGUGACCUACUUGGCACGAUUACUCGAAAAAAGAUUAUGGUCGUACCACGGACGGGUCAACGGGCUUGGGGCGAUUCGUUUGGAACGCGAUGUUUCGGGUAUUGUCAACACGGUGGUGGAAGUUGGCAGUAGUCACGGGGCACCGGCGCGGUAUCGACAUCGGGAAACAUUCACGCGCUGUGUACAGAUUACAAUGAUUAUGGCGAUGGAUGAAGAUGAGUGGGAUGAUGUCGUGGGGGGUGGUGAAACGGCCGAUGUGGUGGACAGGCUGAGUGUUGAGGAGCGAGCACGGGCACGAUCGAUGAUGCGGUAA